Messenger RNA from Ctenocephalides felis (cat flea), 1137 nucleotides. RefSeq lists its product as uncharacterized. The coding region runs from base 1 to 1137 and encodes 378 amino acids. Lineage: Eukaryota; Metazoa; Arthropoda; Insecta; Siphonaptera; Pulicidae. The transcript is spliced from 8 exons. The record is from RefSeq and is a predicted model, not a curated record.
AUGAUGAAUGAAUAUCUUUGCCGAAAUUUCGUCGCUGAUCAAAUUUUAACAGAAAUUGUACCUCAACCACUGCGCGGAAGAGACAUCGAUAGUCAGAAAUCCACUGUAGAGUCGCAAUCGGCUAACCACGUUGUUAAAGAAAAGAUGCUGUCAGACGAAGGGUCAUUAGGAUAUAAAAACUGGCUAAAUAGAAUGACCACAUUGGAAGAUAUUUAUCGUCAUUAUGAUGAACCGCCCUUACAUGAUGAUUCUCUUACAGUCAAAAAUAUAUCUAGGGGUUCUGAAUCAGAUGAGGAAGAGUAUGAAAGAGGCCAAGUCACUGGCUAUGCUAUACCUCAAUAUGUUAAUCACAUGCCAAACACUAAGCAAGAAGUAGUAGCGGUUAAUCAGCAAGAUUAUCGAGCUAAUCAGAAAAUAUUUAAAUAUGGAGGAGGCGACGUUCAUGAGAUUUACGAAUACCCAGCUAGUGCAGGUAAUGACUAUGGAUAUGGUGGAACUCAUCAAAUUCAUCAUUUUAUUGAAACACAUGGCGGUCAUGACGACAGUAAUGCAGAAGAUCAUAGUGACGAACAGGAAGAUCAUGGCAGUUACAAAAAGGAUCUAGCUCUGCAUGAGAUUUUUGACAUUGCUCUUACUACUUUGGCAUUUUUGUCUUUUGGUUGCUUUAUGCUUCAAGUCGUAAUGUGCAUAACUUCGGAUGCAAAUGUUCAGAUGACAAUGCUUCCAAUGGGAAUGGGCGUAGAUCCUGGUGUUGCUCCAACAGCUCCUGAAUUUCGAACUCGCAGAGAUAUAACAAGAAACAGCACCGACGAUAUUAACGAGUUGGGCCGCCGUAUACUUCAAAGUUUUGAUGCAGUACUUGUAGCCUCUCAAGAUGAAGGAGCGUGCCUUAGAAGAAUUAUUUGCGAUAAUAAUCGAUACUCAAGAACUAGAACUGACCGACAGAAAUAUUGGUUACCAAUUUGGGGAUUAGGCCUGAGUUGGUUGUCCGGUCAUCUGCAUGUGAAGUCUUCUCCUGCAACAUCCAUUUUAAGCAGCUUAAGGGCUUCCAUACUAGGCCUAGGAGGUGCUGAUUGUUCAAGUACUUUGCUUCAUUGUGACCUUAAAUAUUUGAAGACUAAAAAGCAUAAAAUAUAA